Agrilus planipennis (emerald ash borer) is the source of this 2133-nucleotide messenger RNA. Its product is annotated as casein kinase II subunit alpha. Gene Ontology annotation, biological process: protein phosphorylation. The coding region runs from base 238 to 1302 and encodes 354 amino acids. NCBI's taxonomy places the organism in Eukaryota, Metazoa, Arthropoda, Insecta, Coleoptera, Buprestidae. Gene Ontology annotation, cellular component: nucleus; protein kinase CK2 complex; cytosol. The record is from RefSeq and is a predicted model, not a curated record. Gene Ontology annotation, molecular function: protein serine/threonine kinase activity; ATP binding. The transcript is spliced from 3 exons.
GUUAUGUUCGGGUACUGCUUGAAUUUUCUAUACACCAAGCUUGGUUUUACAUGCUUUAUUUAAUAAGAUGUGCCACAAUCAGUGCUAAAGCAUGAGCUAGAUUAAGAAAAAGUUGCUCAAGUCAGUGUAGGUGCUGAGAUCUGAGAAAGACUGGCAGUGACCGAAAUAGCCCGUACGUAUGCCAGCAGAUUAGUCCAAAGUAACACAGAAGACGUUAGCAGAGUCUGCAAGAAAAAGAUGGCAGUAGCGAGCCAGGCUCGCGUAUACGCCGAUGUUAAUCUUCAUAAGUCUCAGUCGUACUGGGAUUACGAAAGCUAUAAUGUAGAAUGGGGCCAACAGGACGACUACCAACUCGUUCGCAAACUUGGAAGAGGCAAAUACAGUGAAGUAUUCGAAGCUGUAAAUGUUACCAACAGCGAAAAGUGCGUAGUUAAAAUAUUGAAACCGGUAAAGAAGAAGAAAAUUAAACGAGAGAUAAAAAUACUGGAAAAUCUAAGAGGUGGUACAAACAUAAUAAAUCUAUUGGCUGUUGUCAAAGAUCCAGUGUCCAGAACACCUGCUCUAGUAUUUGAACAUGUUAACAACACUGAUUUCAAGCAACUAUAUCAAACCCUAACGGAUUUCGACAUUCGCUUCUACCUUUAUGAACUACUAAAAGCUCUAGACUAUUGUCAUAGUAUGGGAAUCAUGCACAGAGACGUGAAGCCCCACAACGUCAUGAUAGAUCAUGAGAAAAGAAAAUUACGUCUCAUAGAUUGGGGACUGGCUGAGUUCUAUCAUCCAGGCCAAGAAUACAAUGUACGUGUAGCUUCUAGAUAUUUCAAAGGUCCUGAACUUUUAGUCGACUAUCAGAUGUACGAUUACUCUUUGGACAUGUGGUCGCUGGGAUGUAUGUUGGCUUCCAUGAUUUUCAGAAAGGAGCCAUUUUUCCAUGGCCACGACAACUACGACCAGCUGGUGCGUAUAGCAAAAGUAUUAGGUACGGAAGAACUGUCCGAGUAUUUAGAAAAGUAUCACAUAGAAUUGGAUCCACGAUUCAACGACAUUCUUGGUCGACACUCUCGGAAACGCUGGGAACGUUUUGUGAACGGUGACAACCAACACUUAGUGACCCCUGAGGCUUUAGACUUUCUGGAUAAACUGUUGCGUUACGAUCAUUUGGAACGCUUGACUGCCAGGGAAGCUAUGGACCAUCCGUACUUCCACCCCGUAGUCAAAGAACAGGUACAAAAGAUGGCCGUAGGGUCUUCGUCCUCGACCCAACUUGCAGGUGGUUUGUCUGUAGUUGGUGUAGGCGAAUAAUAAAAAUAAUGCGAAUGAACGCGACGAACCGGGAGAAAAUUGUUUUGAUUCAAAGUAAGAAGUCCUACUUUAUCAGUGUGUCGAAAAAAAAAAGUUGUCCUAGGAUUGGAAAUUAAUUUAAAAAUGAAUAGUGUUUAAUUUGUUUAAACUGUUUAUAGUAAUUAUAUUUUUAUUGAACAAGUUUUUAAGUAAUAAAAUGUUCUAAUCUGUUACUGUUUUUCUUUUAAGAAAAACUAUAAAUUCUCAUUUUCAGUAUUUCUCUAAAUAAAUUCUACCGGUACCUAGAUCUUUUUCUUGCUUUUACAUGGCAAUUCAUUUAAAUUUUCCACCCCACUUUUCUUUCCACUAUUUUUAAAGUUAAAGAGGUGUUUCAAAAAAAAAAUCGUAGGGGAUUUUAUAGACUUAAGAAUUAUUUUGUCUUAAAUAAAUGUACAUACGAGUCCACGGUUUUAAUAAAAGCGUAGUCAAAUAAACAUUAAACGAAAUUCCUAGGUAUUUUCUUAUUUUAAAAGAUAUAUUUUAUGAGUAUUUAAAAAUAUAAGAAAUGUUUCGUUUAAAAUAUAUUAGUUUGAUUGACUACUUUUUAGAAAAACCACUAAAAAAACAGUCGUUUUUGAAACUCCUUAUUACUUUACGAAUAACGAAGGAAAAUAGGGCGGAGAAAAUUAUUAAGUGAAUCGCUAUGUACUGUCGAUAUAAAUAAUCAGUCAGAAAUAAAUGUAUAGGCAAGUUAGAAUCCUUAUUUAAUUAAACCAUGACUUUGUAUCUAUAUUCACAGUUAAAAAUUCUAUUAAGAAAAUUUGAUAGAAACAGUUGCCCUUUUGAAAAAAA